UUUUUUUUUCCUUUCUACAUUUAUACCCCUUCCUAGUGUUUCUUUAUUCUUCAAUCUCUCUCCCGCUCCUAUUUUCAAUCAAAACCAUUUUCAAAGCUCUCUGUGUGUGUGUGUGUGUGUGUAAUUCAGUUAUGGCUAUGGCUUUAAAAGUGACCCAGUAAACAGCAGUUUCCCUCAUAAACCCCAUCAUCACUUUCUAUAGCUCAAAAACAAAAAUGGCUUCCACCAUCUCUAUUCCACCAACUGACCCUUCUUCUUCAUCUACAGAAGACCCAGCAGCUAAAGCCGUCAACAAACGGUACGAAGGGCUCAUCACGGUCCGAACCAAGGCUACUAAAGGCAAAGGAGCUUGGUAUUGGGCACAUCUCGAACCGAUCCUUGUUCGGAACCCAGAGAGUAGUCUACCGAAAGCGGUGAAACUCAAGUGUUCCUUAUGCGACGCCGUUUUCUCGGCCUCGAACCCGUCCAGGACCGCCGCCGAGCACUUGAAACGCGGCACUUGCCCCAACUUCAGCUCUGUUUUAAGACCCAAUCCUUCGUUAUCCCCCUUGCCUAUCUCUUCAUUAGCUUCACCUUCGGUUUCGUAUCAUCAUAAUCAUCGUAAACGAAGUCCUUCAGCUGCUGUUUCUCUUUUACGAAACCAAGUAAGUAAUAAUAACAGUCAUGAUACCAAUAAUAAUAGCAAUAGUAACUCGUUGGCUAUAGUUGAGUCUACUCGUUUACUGAGUUACACGAGUCAUACUGAUAACAACAACAACAAUGUUGGGUUGACUCAACAUCAUUUGAUUUUAUCUGGUGGAAAAGAAGAUUUAGGUGCUUUAGCAAUGUUGGAAGAUAGUGUUAAGAAGCUUAAGAGUCCUAAAAUUUCCCCUGGUCCAGCUUUAAGUAAGGGUCAAAUAGAUUCUGCGUUUGAUUUAUUAGCUGAUUGGUUCUACGAGUCUUGUGGGUCGGUUUCGUUUUCUAGCCUUGAACACCCAAAGUUUAGAGCUUUCCUUAACCAAGUUGGGAUGCCGGCUAUUUCGAGAAGGGACCUUUCCGGUGCUCGGCUCGAUAAUAAGUUUUACGAGGCCAAGGACGAAUCCGAGGCUCGAAUUAGGGAUGCAAUGUUCUUUCAAGUUGCUUCUGAUGGAUGGAAGAGGAAAAGUUGUUGUUGUAGUAGUUAUACAAGUAGUAGUGGUGGUGGUAGUAACUUUGGAUGUGUGGAGGAGAAUUUUGUUAAAUUUAGUGUUAAUCUUCCGAAUGGGAGUAGCUUGUACCAGAAGGCGGUCUUCACCGGUGGACCGGUGAGUACCAAGCAAGCUGAGGAGGUUUUGUGGGAGACGGUAAUGGGGAUAUCGGGAAAUGGUGUUCAGAAAUGUGUAGGAAUCGUUUCAGAUCAUAAGGCGAAGGCAUUGAAGAAUUUGGAGAUUCAGAAUCAUUGGAUGGUUAAUCUUUCUUGUCAGCUUCAAGGUUUCAUUAAUUUGAUAAAGGAUUUUAGCAAAGAGCUCCUUCUUUUCAGGACCGUCACUGAGAAUUCCUUAAAGCUAGCGAAUUUUGUAAAUAAUAACUUGCAAGCUAGGAACAGCUUUCGAAAGUAUAAGAUGCAGGAGCUUGAUUGUGCUGGGUUGAUACGAGUUCCUUUCAACGAAUGCCAUUGCAGCAGUAACUUUGCACAUGUUUUUGCAAUGUUGGAGGACAUAUUGAACUGUUCACAAGUGCUUCAGAUGGUUGUAUUGGACGAUUCUUACAAGGGGAUCUGUAUUGAGGAUCCAGUUGCGAGGGAAGUUGCCGGUAUUGUCCAAAAUGAAGGGUUUUGGAAUGAUUUAGGGGCUGUUUAUGCACUGGUGAAGUUGAUCAGAGGUAUGGCUCAUGAGAUUGAGGUGGAGAGGCCGUUGAUCGGGCAAUGCCUCCCUCUUUGGGAGGAGUUGAGGGUCAAAGUGAAGGAAUGGUGCGCCAAGUUCAACAUUGCCGAAGCGCCUGUUGAGAAAAUUGUUGAAAAGAGAUUUAGAAAGAACUACCACCCCGCAUGGUCAGCUGCAUUUAUACUCGAUCCGCUUUACCUGAUACGGGAUACCAGCGGAAAAUACCUUCCACCAUUCAAGUGUUUGACUCACGAGCAAGAGAAAGAUGUUGAUAAACUCAUAACUCGUUUGGUUACCAAGGAAGAAGCACAUGUUGCACUGAUGGAGCUCAUGAAAUGGAGAUCAGAAGGGUUAGAACCACUCUAUGCUCAAGCCGUUCAAGUUAAACAACGGGACUCUGUGACCGGAAAACUGAAGAUCGCUAACCCCCAAAGCAGUAGGCUGGUAUGGGAAACUUGUCUUAGUGAGUACAAAUCAUUGGGAAAGGUUGCAGUGAGGCUUAUCUUCUUACAUGCAACAUCAUGCGGGUUUAAACGUAACUGGUCUUUGAUGAAGUGGAUUUGUGUACACAGACACUCACGGAUAGGCCUCGAAAGGGCUCAAAAAAUGAUAUUCAUUGCAGCUCAUUCGAAGCUCGGCAGGAGGGAUUUCUCCAACGAGGAAGAAAAAGACGCGGAUCUAUUUAUGAUCGGCGGUGAGGAUGACAUCCUCAAUGGAGUCUUUACAGAUGCACCAUAAGUAUAUGCAAAAAACCAGUUGAAGCUUGUGGUGAACCAGAUUUUUAGUUUCCACUCGAAAAAGGGUCAACCUCGGAUGAACUCGGGAACAUAUCUUUGUUGCUGUAAGGCACUUACUUGCUGAUAUGACUCAACUGUGUAACCAAGGUUGUCUGGUUUUGCUAAUGUGGAGGAGCCCCCACCUUGAGGAGAGUGGAUGUCUGUCUUGUCACAGUCAAGGGAAAAAAAGGUUAUCGGUUAGAUAGCUGCUACAAAGUUUUUGAGCAAAGUGGAAGCAAAGAGAGGACUGUCGGCUUUAGGAGGUACACGAUGGCUGAUAGAGAUAUCGCAACGAACUUGACCCGAUUUUGCUGGUUCUUAAAUUUCUGUGAGCUUUAUUGACUGGUAUUAGUGCAACUUCAAAGUGGAAUCACUGGAUGUCCAUUCCGGCAUGUUUAAGCAUUCAAACGGACUGCUAAUGCACGUAUAGGUACAUCCGAGGUGAUGACAACAGUGCCACUAAUACGCGAAAAAGGGAGGGAUAAGGGCAGCUGUCGGCAAGGCCAAGUAAUGUUGACUGCUCACCAACUACAGAGGCGGCUUUUUUUCUUUCUUUUUUUUUUGGUUAUACCCCUAUGGUAUGGCCUUUUUAUUGUUCAUUCCACUAAUUUAUUUAUUUUUUCUUUGAUAAAAGGGGAAGAAAAGUAUAAUCAUUAAGUAUAGGACAAAGAGGAGGACCCUCUUUCUUAUACAAAGAAUCUUGACACUUUCAUGUUACGCCAUGAUUAAUUUUCUUUUGUCUUUUUCAGUAUAAUCACAGUUGUUUUCAUCGGUUCUACGCUUUAAGAGUAAAAACUGUAUGAGUUGAGGAUGAUA
Gossypium raimondii (Peruvian cotton) is the source of this 3433-nucleotide messenger RNA. RefSeq lists its product as uncharacterized. The coding region runs from base 216 to 2579 and encodes 787 amino acids. The record is from RefSeq and is a predicted model, not a curated record. The transcript has 5 exons. Lineage: Eukaryota; Viridiplantae; Streptophyta; Magnoliopsida; Malvales; Malvaceae.